Messenger RNA from Camellia sinensis, 624 nucleotides. The record is from RefSeq and is a predicted model, not a curated record. NCBI's taxonomy places the organism in Eukaryota, Viridiplantae, Streptophyta, Magnoliopsida, Ericales, Theaceae.
AUGCACUCGAAUGUGGCAGAGUCUUUUAAUUCAUGGAUCCGUCAAGCUCGCCAUUUGCCCACUACGAAGAUGAUUGAUUCAAUUAGGUUAAAGAUCAUGGAUUUGAUGUCGAGAAGGAGAGAACAAGCUAAGAAAUGGAAUACUUUUCUUUGUUCGGAGAUGGAUUCAACGUUAGUAAAUGCUCUUAAAAGUGGAAGAACUUGGUUGGUUAGUCGUUCAAGUGAUCAUGUUUUUGAGGUUCAAUCCCGACCAUCGGUUAACGUUGACCUCUUGAAUAGAACUUGCUCAUGUUACCAAUGGCAAUUGAAUGGAUUUCUUUGUGCUCACGCGGCGACUGCUAUACAAAAGAGCGGAUGUGAUUUGUAUGCACAUGUGGAACCAUUUUAUUACACUAGCAAGUUCAAAGCUUGGUAUGCUGAGUCCGUUUAUCCAAUACCCACUGUUGAGAAAUCUCUUGUAGCUAUGGAUGAUCUUGUUGUCCUUCCUUCAAUUUGUAAGAAGCUACAUGGUAGGCCAAAGAAGAAUAGGAUUCCAUCUAGGGGUGAGAAGAUAAGACGAGUACAGUGUGGUAGAUGCGAGAAGUACGGUCAUAAUAGGAAGACUUGCAAGAAGACAUUGCCAUGA